Molecule: messenger RNA, 450 nt
Organism: Drepanopeziza brunnea f. sp. 'multigermtubi' MB_m1
Lineage: Eukaryota; Fungi; Ascomycota; Leotiomycetes; Helotiales; Drepanopezizaceae
Source: RefSeq, a predicted model, not a curated record
AUGCCAGAACGACGUCAAGCAAAGUCCAGCUCCUCCACAACCCGCGCCCAAGGCGUUCGCCGCAACCUCUUCCAACAGCAUCUCAGCCGCCGCCCCACGACAUCCUCUACCUCCACCUCCUCCGAGACUCUCCGUCUGGACAUUGAGCCCGAUUCCGACUCUUCGGACAUUGUGAUUCGGGACAAGAAUGGGGAUUUCGAGAUUGAAGAUCCGUCGAUUCAGCCGUUUGAUGGGCCGGAGGAGGGGGGACAAAUAGAUCCGCAGGAGGACGAGAAGGAGAGGGAGAGACUGGCGGAUGCUGUCAAACAUCAUCAGAGGAAUAGGAACCGUGCGCCUAGCGAGCCAGCUGAACUACUUGAAGCCGUUCGGACAAGUCUGCGAGCAAAAGUAGCUAGACUAGCAGAGGACAAUUGGAUGUACGAGGCAGAAGAUGACCUGGGGCUUCGUUAA